Messenger RNA from Zingiber officinale, 1398 nucleotides. Its product is annotated as F-box protein At3g58530-like. The record is from RefSeq and is a predicted model, not a curated record. The transcript has 13 exons. Lineage: Eukaryota; Viridiplantae; Streptophyta; Magnoliopsida; Zingiberales; Zingiberaceae. Gene Ontology annotation, molecular function: protein binding. Gene Ontology annotation, biological process: SCF-dependent proteasomal ubiquitin-dependent protein catabolic process. The coding region runs from base 75 to 1127 and encodes 350 amino acids. Gene Ontology annotation, cellular component: SCF ubiquitin ligase complex.
GCUCUUUUCUUCUCGAGUCUUGACCUCGAGGCAGCACUUCUACAGAGAGAUCGAAGUACGCGGCCGGACUUGACAUGGCCGGCACGGGCGAGAGCAGCCGUAGUUGGGAGCGAGAGACGGUGCCGAUGGUGAUGACGAUCGUAAGUCCGAUGUUGGCCCAGAGGGACGUCUACUCGCUCUUGUUGGUCAGCCCAUGGUGCUACCGCGCUCUCCUAUCUGUUUCCACGAUUUGGGAGGUUCUUGAUCUGCAUGAGAUGAGUAAAGCAGGAGAACGGCUAAGAUCUGCACUCUUAUUGGAACGAUAUCAGCUUGUCAAAAAGAUUAACCUUGAAUUUGCACAAGUCGAAGAUGAACAUUUUAUUCUACUUAAAGGCCAGAUCCAGGGAAAAGUACUUCAAGGCUUGCAACACCUCAAUCUGAAUGGCUGUCAAAAGAUCUCUGAUGUAGGAAUUGAAGCUAUAACUAGUUGUUGCCCACAACUUAGAGAGUUUUAUCUUUAUUGGAAUGUCAGGCUGACCAAUGUGGGUAUAACUCACAUUGUAAGGAACUGUAGGGAAUUGAGAAGUUUAAACUUGAGUGGUUGCAAGAAUAUCUCUGAUCACUGCUUGCAUCUAAUUGGUGAUAAUUGCCAGAAGUUACAAGAUCUAGACAUUACUAGGUGCACAAAGUUAACUGAUCGUGGUUUACAACAGAUACUGCUUAAGUGCUCCUUGCUUCAAAGACUGAACCUCUACGCUCUUUCAAGUUUAACUGAUGCAGCAUAUAAAAAGAUAGCAUGCUUGUCUCAUCUCACAUUCUUAGAUCUCUGUGGUGCUCAGAAUCUAACUGAUGAAGGUCUUUCCUGCAUAGCAGGAUGCAAAAAUCUUGCUUCCUUGAAUUUGACAUGGUGUGUACGUGUCACUGAUAUGGGAGUGAUUGCCAUAGCAGAAGGUUGCAGAUCUCUUGAGCUUUUGAGCUUGCAUGGGAUAAUCAGUGUUACAGAUGCAUGUCUAGAAGCUUUAUCAAAGUUCAGCUCAAAUUCACUGAUGACACUCGAUGUUAAUGGUUGUGUUGGCAUCAAGAAAAGAAGCCGGGAGCACUUGCUACAAUUAUUCCCAUUGUUGAGGUGCUUCAAAGUGCAUAGUUAGUUUGAAACUUCAUGCGUCAGUACUAGAUUUUUGGCUGAACUCCACUUGCCAAUUUUUUAACAGAGGUUUGGCGAUUUGGAACCAUUAUCAACCCAUUUUACCGAGGGUCACAUAUCCUCAUUUGGGAUAAUUAGAAGAUUGUAUAAUCAUUUGUCUCCAGAUUUAUCACAAUUAAAAAAUGUUUUCCUUAUAAAAUUGAGGUAAUUACUGCAAAUUCUGAGCCAGGUAGGGUGUCUAGCAGUGUCUACUCAAUUGAUGGUAGAACAUCUAC